Molecule: messenger RNA, 948 nt
Organism: Dovyalis caffra
Lineage: Eukaryota; Viridiplantae; Streptophyta; Magnoliopsida; Malpighiales; Salicaceae
Source: the annotation of a GenBank genome assembly
AUGGAUAAUGCAUGCAUUUGCAGGAUAUGGAGGACAGCAAAUAAGUGCAGUCUAAAGAGUUUGGGCAUAUGUACCGCUGCUAGAGCCCUUCUUAACCUUGAAGAAAUGUCUGGCCACAUUCCAGCUGUUGGCUAUGGAACCGGCCAUGGAGCUGGUGUUGGUGCUGGCUACGGUGGUGGUAGUGGAGGUGGGGGUGGUUCAGGUGGUGGAGGAGGAGGUGGUUAUGGAGCUAUAGGUGGGCAUGGUGCAGGCUAUGGAGGUGGCGGUGGAAGUGGGGAAGGUGGUGGUGCUGGCUAUGGUGCUGCUGGGGGACAUGGUGGUGGUGGCGGAAACGGUGGUGGUGGUGGAGCUGGUUAUGGUGCUGGAGGUGAGCACGGUGCAGGCUAUGGAGGUGGCGGUGGAAGUGGGGCAGGUGGUGGAGAUGGCUAUGGUGCUGCCGGUGGACAUGGUGGAGGUGGUGGAAAUGGUGGCGGUGGAGGAGCUGGUUAUGGUGCUGGAGGAGAGUAUGGUGCAGGGUAUGGAAGUGGUGGCGGUCAAGGUGGUGGAGCCGGAUAUGGUGCUGGCGGUGAACAUGGAGCUGGUUAUGGUGGUGGUGGAGGAGGAGGUAGUGGUGGGGGAUAUGGUGCUGGAGGUGAUCACGGUGCAGGGUAUGGAGGAGGAAAAGGUGGUGGUGCCGGGGGUGGAUAUGGUGGCGGUGGAGAAAAUGGGGGAGGCUAUGGAGGUGGUGGUGGAAGUGGUGGUGGUGGUGGAGGCGGCUAUGCUUCUGGAGGGGCGCAUGGAGGUGGAUAUGGUGGAGGAGAAGGAGGUGGUCAUAGUGGUGGAGGCUAUGCCGGCGGCGGGGGAGGAGGCGGUGGCUCUGGAGGGGGUGGCGGUGGCAGUUAUGAUGCUGGUAGUGAGCAUGGAGGUGGAAGCCAAGGUGGAGGCCAUGGCGGUGGGUAUGCUCCCUGA